AUGACUGGCGCAGGUAAAGAUUUCACAUCGGAUCUGAUCUCGCGAAGCGCACUGGGGAAAAGUCACUUUGCAGAGGAAGGCUACGCCAUUCCCAAAACGGACAGCGUGACCUGGAUUCUUCUCAGCCUUGCCAGGAAGUUUUUUAAUGUCUCUUUCCCAGACUACCAUGGGAGACCGCCAGACAUGUUUGGGACCAAGAUCCUUUGCCAGGCCUCUCGAUCCUCUCCUCGGGCUCUUGCAUUUGUGAGGGGGUCUCGACGGCAUCAGCAAAGGAUUUUUCGUCAUGGAACCGCAACCUGGAAACAAAAACACAUACCGGCACGGGUUUGCUCCUCGAGUCGAGAGAGACAUCUAGCCACUUCAGUUUCGCCGAGUCCGUUGGGCCAGGAUCUCCCUGCGAUCUACAAACCUCCCACUACUGGCAUUAUAUCGAAACUACCCUCAUCAUGGAUUCCUUAUGCCGAGCUUAUCCGGCUCGACAAACCCGCGGGGACGUACUACCUCUUCUUCCCCUGCAUGUUUUCUACGCUUUUGGCGGCACCGAUGGCUGUGCCGAUGGCUUCACCGCUCGAGGUGAUAUCUACGACGGCUCUUUUCUUCACCGGCGCUUUGAUCAUGCGAGGCGCCGGCUGUACAAUAAAUGAUCUCUGGGACCGCAACUUGGAUCCACAUGUCGAACGUACACAACUACGACCCAUUGCGCGGAAAGCCGUUUCUGUUGAAAAUGCAAUUGUAUAUCUAGGCGCACAGCUUCUUACUGGGUUGACUCUGCUCUUACAAUUUCCCCUACCUUGUCUCUACUAUGGAGUUCCAAGCCUGCUUCUGGUCACGGUAUAUCCUCUGGCGAAGCGAGUUACACAUUACCCGCAGUUUGUUCUCGGGUUGACCUUUUCAUGGGGCGCCAUCAUGGGCUUUCCCGCCCUAGGCAUCGACCUUAUCUCGAACCCUGGUGCACUUGCAGCUGCCGCGGCACUGUAUUCCAGCUGUGUGGCGUGGACCCUCAAUUAUGACAUGAUCUAUGCCUACAUGGACAUCAAGGACGACGUCAAAGUGGGCAUCAAGUCAAUCGCUCAAGCACACGAGCACAAUUCAAAGACCGCCCUGUCUGUCUUCUCUGCUGCUCAGAUUGGACUUCUCGCGGCCGCCGGGUAUUUUGCUGGAGCAGGACCAGUCUUUUUCAUCGGGAGUUGUGGUGGCGGUGCACUGGCUUUGGCAACCAUGGUCCGGCGGGUGAAUUUGAAGGAUGUCAGAGAUUGUUGGUGGUGGUUUAGAAACGGUGCCUGGAUCACCGGCGGGGUCAUCUCUCUCGGCUUGCUCGGAGACUAUCUUCAUCGGAAGACUCAAGAGGAGUCUCGAUCCACGACUCAGACCUUCAGUGGCGCAUGAUAGCAUGCCGGUCGUCACUGGCCGUUGGCCUCGUAAAAAUCCUGAAUACCGAGUGCCAGGUGCUCGUCAAUGUAACUCACGAUCUGCCUCCAGUCCAU
This is a messenger RNA of Cladophialophora immunda, 1484 nucleotides long. RefSeq names its product 4-hydroxybenzoate polyprenyl transferase. Gene Ontology annotation, molecular function: 4-hydroxybenzoate polyprenyltransferase activity. The transcript has a single exon. Lineage: Eukaryota; Fungi; Ascomycota; Eurotiomycetes; Chaetothyriales; Herpotrichiellaceae. Gene Ontology annotation, biological process: ubiquinone biosynthetic process. Bases 1 to 1386 code for a protein of 461 amino acids. Gene Ontology annotation, cellular component: mitochondrial inner membrane. The record is from RefSeq and is a predicted model, not a curated record.